AUGCCCAGCAAGAAACCAAAGGCUCUGGUGCAAGCAGGACGAGAUGGCAACGCACUGUCUUCGUCGACAACGGCUCUCAGGCGGACGUGUCCUCGGGCCUUGUUAAUCGAAGAUAUCGUCUAUGAGAUACUCUGCAUCGCGUCUGCCGACGCCCAAACGGACUUACAGCGUCGAGAAGUUCUUUCGAAAUACGCAACUAUAUGCAGACUGUGGGGUAAUGUGUCUCAGUCGAUCCUGUUUCGCAGCGUGUUCCUGCAAAUUCGUUCCUCCAUGAUGGCUCUACUUUCCAUCAUCACUGCAACAACAGAAAGAGGCCAGCGACUUGCACGGUAUAUCAAGUCCGCACGAAUCCGGCUUAGCCGUGAACCCGAAAUCCGAGAUCCAAUAACUUUGCCCAUGAUUCAUCCUAGGCAUCUACCGGCGUUGCUCGCUCACAUGACAGCUCUGGAUUCUCUCGAGCUGAGUGUAGGCGAAGAAUGGCCAUCUCAGAACAUUCUCAAAGAGCUCUCACGAGGACCGCGGAUCCGGAAGCUCAUCUUGGAGACCACAAGAUGGAGCGCGGAUCAUCCCGCCUCCUACAUACUCCGAAAGGAUCUUAUUCCUUGGCCAGAACUCGAGUCGGUUGUGAUCAAGAAUGAGAGGCCAAUGCCACCGUUCCCAGUUACACUUCCAGGACCGGAACUUGAACUGUCGUCACUCACAAUCUAUCACUCUUACAAUGGCCUCUAUAAAGAGGAACUGGAGUGGCUUUUGGGCCACUCAAGUACGUCCCUUACGCAUGUUGCGUUCGUGGACGCCGUGUUCAACAACUGCUACGACUUUCUGGAGCACUCUCUCAUUAAAAAUAUUCGAUCAUUGACCCUGGGCAGUACAAGAUGGGAUGAUGAACUCUACUUUGCCCUUCAACGUCUCGAACGCCUCAGUGAGCUGACCUUCCACGGUCCUAUGGCUCUAGGCCGUCAGUUUCCAAGCGGUCUCCCGGACGUGAUCGAGCAUUUAUCGCUUCCUCAUUAUUUUCAACAUGGCGACUUUCCUCGCUACGGAAACAGAUUCGACUUAGCAUUGCUCGACAACUCCCGGCCUGCCUUGCUGAAGACUUGCACCGUCAAUAUGCCCUAUGAUCAUUAUGAUGCUUUCUUGACCCUCAAGACUCAGGAAUGGCUCAACAACUAUGCCGAAGACUGCCGCCGUAAUCACGUUUACGUCGAGCUGUGCUUUCGGACGAGUACGAUUGAGGAAAAGUUCUCCGCGUUGCCAGCCUCUCGACUUCGCGUUGGACGCGGGAGUUGGUCGGUGUUUCGCGAGCCCUUCCAGCCCACUGCGUCACAACUUGACCUCUGCGACUUUGAUGUCAUUUUAGGCCGCAGCCCAGAUACCAAGGGAGCGGUCCCCAGGUCUGCACCAAGCUUAUCUCAACCUCGUGUUGGAGGGUGGUUCGAGAUUGCGCUCAGAAAAGCCAAAGGACUCCUACCGUCAUUGGCAGGGAAGAAACGAGCGCAAACUGAACAUCUCUAUUCUUGA
This is a messenger RNA of Serendipita indica DSM 11827, 1521 nucleotides long. NCBI's taxonomy places the organism in Eukaryota, Fungi, Basidiomycota, Agaricomycetes, Sebacinales, Serendipitaceae. The record is from the annotation of a GenBank genome assembly.